AUUGGAUUAGAAAGAAUCGGAAAUACGCGCGCAGACACAAUAUGGAAAGCUCUUUCCUUCACCUCCUCCACCACCACCACCCCCCUCCUCUCAUAUUUUCUUCUCCUCCUCCUUUCUCUGUCUCCUGUCUUAGCAAACCCAAAUCCAAAUCCAAACCCAAAAGAAACAAUCUUUCCUUUUCUGUUUAUUCUAAUUACAAGCUCACCAGAACUUGCAAAGCCCUGCCUGAAAGCGGACCAAGAAGACAACCAUUUUCAAAUGAACAGAAACAAGACCAACAAGAAGAUCAAGAACUCGCUACCAGCACAGCUACUGAAAAUUCAAAUUCUGGUAUAAUAAUAUCCUCCUGCGUUGUUGGGGUCCUCACUGGAAUCGCUGUAGUUCUCUUCAAUAAUGCUGUUCAUGAAAUUCGCGACCUUUUCUGGGAUGGAAUUCCCUACAGAGGUGCCUCCUGGUUGAGGGAGGAGCCUCUUGAUUCCAUCUGGGUUCGGGUCAUCUUCGUCCCCGCUUGCGGUGGUUUGAUUGUCAGCUUACUGAACGCCAUUCAAUUUCUUCUUUUUGAUGAUAAUCCUUUUCAGGAUGCCUUCCGGCCCUUCUUUAAGGCGGUGGCUGCUUGUUUCACUCUCGGCACUGGAAAUUCCCUUGGCCCUGAAGGUCCCAGUGUUGAGAUUGGCUCUUCUAUUGCCAAAGGAAUCGGUUCUCUCACUCUCUCUUCUCGAGAUGUCCGAACCAAGCUCUCGCUUUUGGCUGCUGGCUCUGCUGCUGGAAUCGCUUCUGGAUUCAAUGCUGCGGUUGCCGGUUGUUUCUUCGCCGUGGAGUCUGUGUUGUGGCCAUCGUCGUCAAAUUCGUCUGCACCUCUUUCAAACACCACUUCCAUGGUUAUACUUAGUGCUGUAAUAGCUUCUGUUGUGUCAGAAGUAGGUCUUGGUUCUGAACCUGCCUUUAAGGUCCCCGGCUAUGAUUUCCGCUCCGCCGGUGAACUCCCGUUGUAUAUGUUGCUCGGUAUCCUUUGCGGCUUGGUUUCAUUGGCCUUAACCAGAUGCACAUCAUUUUUGUUGUUGAUUGUGGACAAUCUUCACAGGGAUGUUGGCAUACCAAGGGCUGUAUUUCCUGUACUGGGUGGCUUAGCAGUUGGGACAAUGGCAUUGGCAUAUCCAGAGAUCCUAUACUGGGGUUUUGAAAAUGUUGACAUUUUACUGGAAUCUCGGCCAUUUGUGAAAGGCCUCUCGGCUGAUCUACUGCUUCAGCUUGUAGGAGUCAAGAUAGUUGCAACCUCUUUGUGCCGGGCUUCUGGAUUAGUAGGAGGCUACUAUGCUCCAUCACUCUUUAUUGGUGCAGCAACAGGAAUGGCAUAUGGGAAAUUGAUUAGUUUUGCAGUUGCUCAGUCUAGUCCAGUACUCCAACUUUCCAUCUUGGAAGUGGCAUCACCACAAGCUUAUGGACUGGUGGGAAUGGCUGCAACACUUGCGGGAGUGUGUCAGGUUCCGCUUACUGCAGUUUUGCUGCUUUUUGAAUUGACGCAAGACUAUCGUAUAGUUCUUCCACUACUAGGAGCUGUAGGGCUGUCUUCAUGGAUUACAUCUGGACAGACUAGAAGAGGAGAUGUCAAAGAAACCAGAAAAGUCAAAAAAGAAAAUGCCCUACCAACAACUCAAUCUGAAAUAUCUGUCACACAAGGGCCAUCUUCCGGUUAUGUACUUGCUGAGAAGACUCCUUAUUCAAGUGAUCUUUGUGAAGUUGAAAGUUCUCUUUGUCUAGAUGAUUCUAGUACUGAAAAUGAAGUGUUAAAGAAGAAAAUUUUUGUUUCUGAAGCCAUGAGAACACAAUAUGUAACUGUUUUCAUGAGCACUUUGGUUACUGAAGCAGUGAGUUGCAUGCUUGCAGAGAAACAGUCUUGUGCACUUAUUGUUGAUGAUGACAACGUUUUAGUUGGUUUGCUGAAUCUUGGGGAUGUUGAAGAUUUCAUCAAAACAGCAAAAGCAAAAUCAGAGAGAACCAAGGAGCUUUCAGUAUCUGACGUAUGUGCCCUAGAUGGUGAAAAUUGUCAAGUACCAUGCACUGCAAAGCCUAGUAUGGACCUUUUCUCUGUACAAAUCAUCAUGGAUAGGUAUGGUCUGAGUCAGGUGCCAGUCAUUUCAGAGAAUGUAGAAGACUACAGAGGAUACCCAGUUGGUCUUCUGGACAGAGAAUGUAUCAGUAUAACUUGCAGAGCUAUAGCUACAAGAGAAUCCAUCUCAUAAUACUCCCCGCUAUAAAAGCACAGCAACUGGAUGAAGAUUGAAGAGUGCAUCUGUGGGAAUAUGUUUAGUGUUAAGCACAGAUUCAGAGAUCCCAAAUAGGUCAGUAUUCCAAACUGCUCCUGAAUCCAUAGGCAGGAAAGAGAGAAUUCUAGCUCAAAGUGAAGAUUAGCUGCAACCACAUCGUGCUUUAAGCAGCAACUGGGCUAACACAUAAGCCAAAAGGACUGUUCUUUUGCGAAGAGGCUAACCCAGGAGGACAUUAAUCAGCUAUUAAAGGGGAUAUGGAGAGAUGAUUACUUGUGCAGGGAAAUGAGCUGGACAGUUUUGAAGUCAUAAUUACAUGCAAAUAUAAUAAGGAAAUCUCGAAAUAAGUCGUCCAUGGCGGCCAGUGUUUGAUUCUUAUUGCUGAAAGAUGAUAGGUGUGGAAACUGUGUUCAUGUUGAGAUAGUUCACAUUCACAUUAUUUUUCCAAAUAUGUUGGUUUUUUCUUGCAUGCCUGACCAGUUCCUAUUUUCCUCUUGAUUCUUGGCAUGAAUCGUGAGAAUCCUGGUCGAUGUUAGUUUCAACCAACAUUACGAUUUUUAGUUGGGUACUGGUUGGUUACUGUUACAGAGAUUUUGCUGUAAAUUCAAUUUGGAAUUUCAUUUGGCCGUCGUAGAUCA
Messenger RNA from Manihot esculenta (cassava), 2902 nucleotides. RefSeq names its product chloride channel protein CLC-e. The record is from RefSeq and is a predicted model, not a curated record. Gene Ontology annotation, molecular function: voltage-gated chloride channel activity. Gene Ontology annotation, biological process: transmembrane transport; chloride transport. Bases 42 to 2240 code for a protein of 732 amino acids. Gene Ontology annotation, cellular component: chloroplast thylakoid membrane. The transcript is spliced from 6 exons. Lineage: Eukaryota; Viridiplantae; Streptophyta; Magnoliopsida; Malpighiales; Euphorbiaceae.